Messenger RNA from Dermacentor albipictus, 2644 nucleotides. RefSeq lists its product as uncharacterized. The record is from RefSeq and is a predicted model, not a curated record. Gene Ontology annotation, cellular component: lipid droplet; cytosol. Gene Ontology annotation, biological process: positive regulation of triglyceride storage; lipid storage. NCBI's taxonomy places the organism in Eukaryota, Metazoa, Arthropoda, Arachnida, Ixodida, Ixodidae.
CGCACAUGCGCGAAAAGAUAUUCUGGCGGAUUCCGGCAAGGGAUUGCGGCAGAAGAGGCAGCGUGUAGCACAGGGCCAGGAUAGCCGUAGCAUUAGGCCUGCUAAGGAAUUCAGACGCUGUCAUGGAUGCAGUUGCAGAUCCGAACAUUGCGGCACCCGCACUCCAUGUGCCUCCGUUCCAAUUCGUUGCGCGGCUCAUCGCUGUUCCCUUGGUGGCUGGACUUCUCGACCGAGUGUUUCAAGUUUACAAUGAAGCCAAGACUCGUUUAUCGUGGAUGGCCGCCCUUGUGGAAGCAGCCGAAAGCACCAGUGCGAUCAUCGUGCUAGUGUGCGCGCCUGUUCUUAGGGCAGCACUGUCGCGGCAACUUCAGCACGCGGACGCACUUGCAUGUCGUGCCCUGGAGGAACUGGAGCAACGUUGCCCGAUAGCCUUCCGCCAACCCGACGAGAUCAUCGGCCAUGUGGUCGCCUUGGCCACGCAACUGAGGCGUUUCGUCAGUUCAAAGGUGGAUGCAAUACGGACAUUGGCCGCGGCUGCUUGGAAUGUGAUCGCCCAUCCGGUAGCAGCCUUGAAAACAGUUCUUCGUAUGCUUUGGAUCGACGCUCACCUGGUCGUUCUCAUGGCAGAUCAACGUAUGGACGCGCUCCUCUACCCUUACUAUCGACGCUACAACCCCUUUCUCAACAACGUCUUCACCGAAGUCUCAGUCUUCAGCCGUUUUCGUACUGUCCUGCACAAACUGUGGAGUCUCGCCAAGUUCGUGUUUUGGGACAACGCGCGACGCCUGCUGGACAGACGCCUUUCCACGUGGGGUCUCGCACUGAACGAUCUGCACUAUGAGCUUUCGCACGAGGCACUUGAUGAGGCCCUCGAUGACCCAGAUCUGGCCACAGUGCAGCACGCAUUCCUUCUCUUGGUGACCCUGGCCGAUCGACUUGAUCUCGCCUUCUUUUGCUUUUACGCCAACGUUUUCGGGUACUAUCACCUCUGGGUUACGCUUCCUGAACCUCCCAACGAAAUGUUCCCCGCUGCCAUAUUGCCGGGCGGGAAUCCUGAGGAAGACAUCGACGGAGACGGUCUCGCCGAAGACGUCGACGGAGACGGUCUCGCCGAAGACGUCGACGGAGACGGUCUCGCCGAAGACAUCGACUAAGAAGGUCUUGUCGAGCACAUCGACGAAGAAGGUGUUGUCGAACGCAUGGACGACGAAGGGCUCGUCGAAGAGAUUGACGAAGGCCUCGUCGAAGAAGAAUAGCGCCUCCUUGCGUGCCUUUGCGUUUGUUAAUGGCUUUGGGCAAUAGGUUACGAAAUACGAUGUUACAAUUUAUGGGCCCCACAAAGCCCGAACACUCACUCACAGGUCGUAGGUUAAUCUACCUAAAAAGCAACCAAUUACUAGAUGAACCAGUGAGGUUUGCUGCGACCAGACAACCUGUCUAGUUUGUAUAUCUGUACUAUAAACAAUUUUAAUGUGCUAUUUAGCACCCGCACAUGAAGUUUGUUUCAGUGCUCGUUUUCCCAUUUAAGGGAAUAGCAAUGGUUUUGUGCAGGCCUGCACAAACAGCUGCAAGUAUUCGCUCAAGCUUGUAUGAGCUUUUAGCGCUUUGCCUUCGGCAGAAAAUGUAAGGCUAGGUUACAGAUUUUUUACACAGAUAUAGUAUAAAGCAUAUAGUUUGGCAUAGGUACAUGUGUUUUAACCUUUAAUGCCAGAUCAACGAAAAAUAGAAAAGUUCGCGUUCACUUCUCACCAUGGAGAAUGCAGGUACAAAAAAGUGUUGAGUUAAAAUUUGCUUAGUAUAGCGAUAAUUAUAGCUUCGUUCGUUGAAUUUAUCACACCUAAAGGUUCAAACCACCUCAUAAAAAGCAAAACUGCGGGCUUUGCAUUACACAUCCUGUACUUCUAUAAGCAUUUUGAAGCAUCAAACUCAACGUAGCCUAUGGGAUACGUUCGGCAUUACAUGCUUAAACACUGCUGUAAAAGCGUGCCAAUGGAGCGGGACGGAACAAAGAAGGGAAUCAAACUGAGAUUCUUAAUCUGAAAUCUUUUCCUUUGUCCUCUUAAUGUGUGCCUUUAGAGCACCGCUUAGACGCAUCGUCACCAAUAUUGUACACAAGGAAAGAGACGUCAUUUAUUCACCAGAAACGACUUUCCUUCUUAACGCUGAAACCGGCUAGCAGAGGAAGCUACAGACCUCUAAGAGCCUCUUAGAAGUUUUACAGACCUCUAGGCUUAAGUGGAGCCCCCAAAAGACUUCGAACAUAGCAAAAAAAGCAGUCAGGCUGCCCGUGGAUACACCUUGCGUGUUAUAAUCUCAAUGCAAUUAUGAAUGUAUGAUUCUUUCCAGGCACAUCUCAAGCAGUCGGAUUAUUUGUACAGAGGCUUUACCUGGGUCCAAACUUUUUUUAACUCUAGCAUUUAUUAGCUAGUCAGUAUAGGCUUUAUCGUCGGCCAUGUAAGCUUUACUUUUUAACGUGUGUGUUGUCCUGAAGGUAUAAUCACUACUCCACGUAUAGAAAAGACCGAAAAUGUUCGGCUAUUUUUUACCUUAUACUCCUGGGAUAUAUAGACUGUUGUAGAUACGAUUGUGUAUCGGUCGCUGAUAUAAUCUCGGGCUUCAGAAUAAAGGUAGUGUGUAUUUUUUC